Molecule: messenger RNA, 5589 nt
Organism: Aspergillus pseudoviridinutans
Lineage: Eukaryota; Fungi; Ascomycota; Eurotiomycetes; Eurotiales; Aspergillaceae
Product: putative AMP binding domain protein
Exons: 6
Coding region: 1-5589 (1862 amino acids)
Cellular component (GO): cytosol
Source: RefSeq, a predicted model, not a curated record
AUGGCGGAGGAGAAUCCCGAGCUCCAGGCCGCUUUGCGGGAGCUCGAUAGAGAACUCGAGGAGGGGGAUAUCACUGAGAAAGGUUACCAGAAACGGCGUACGCUACUCCUUUCGCAAUUCCUUGGUCCGAACAAGCCGCUUGAGAUCAACGCGUCUUCAGAAAGUCCGUCGUCGCCAAUAAGCAACUCAAACAAUGCUCCGCCGGCCAUUCUCAGUGUCCGGCCCCCUACGGCGGAUAGCGCGACCCGAAAUGCAUCUUCGCAAUCCUUUGCACAGAAUAACAUACCUGGUAACGGAAGCUUCGGAUACGACCGGCGAGUGAGCAUGGGCACACAGGGCUCUAUCCAAGAUGAUAGUGCGUUUCAAUACAAUAGAGAUAGCAUGGCAUUACAGCCCCCCGAGCGGAUGCCCUCCUCUACUUCAUACGAUUCCCUUUUCCUUCCGAAGCCGCAAGGGCCUCMAAUCGCGCAGGAGGACUCCCGAACCGCAACACUCUUGAGCCAGAACUAUGCCUUUAACCCUGGAGCUUCCGAGCAUGUGGAUGAAUCCGCCGGAGCUUACGACAUGACACCCGGCGCGGUCACGCGACAGUCGACGAUGCUCGAUUCCCAGCAAGCAUACUUCUCUGACUUUGCGGGUCAGCAGCAGGGUGACUAUAGAGACAGCUAUGGCGGUGCAUAUCAUCGCUACUCUCAAUCAGACGCGUUUUCUCCAACCGCAAAUAUGGCACCGCCGUUAAUUCCUGCCUCUGAGUUACCUCAUGGGGCAACUAUCAACCACCUGCUUCCCCUCGAGCCUCGCGAUAUACCUUUUGCGGUACACGACCCACACGACAAGAACACUCUAAUGUCCAGUUUUGACAACAUCCCUGCAGUACUUCGGCAUCGCGCUCGAACACAUCCUAAGCAGCCCGCUUACUGGGUCCUAGACCAGAAAGGCAAGGAAAUUGCUUCCAUCACCUGGGAGAAACUUGCCAGUCGCGCGGAGAAGGUUGCUCAAGUCGUCCGUGACAAGAGUAAUUUGUACCGUGGUGACCGCGUGGCUCUGAUUUACCGUGAUUCAGAGAUCAUCGAGUUUGCUGUUGCCCUUAUGGGAUGCUUCAUUGCUGGGGUCGUUGCUGUACCCAUCAAUAAUCUCGAAGAUUACACCAGUCUCAAUCUGGUUCUCACCUCCACUCAAGCGCAUCUUGCUUUAACAACUGAGAACAAUCUCAAGAGUUUCCAGAGGGAUAUUACGACGCAGAAGCUGAACUGGCCCAGAGGGGUAGAAUGGUGGAAGACCAAUGAGUUCGGAAGCUAUCACCCAAAGAGAAAAGAUGAUAUUCCGGCCCUUGUGGUUCCCGACUUGGCUUACAUUGAAUUCUCACGGGCUCCUACUGGGGACAUGCGCGGUGUAGUCAUGAGCCACCGGACAAUCAUGCAUCAAAUGGCUUGUUUUAGCGCUAUAAUCGCAACUGUUCCUGGCUCAGGUAAAAGUGUCCGGCCGCAUGGAGAGACCUUGAUCAGCUAUCUCGAUCCAAGACAAGGCAUAGGGAUGAUCCUUGGUGUCCUUCUUACUGUGUAUGGUGGCCAUACCACCGUCUGGCUUGAGGAUCGAGCGGUCGAAACUCCAGGCUUGUACGCUCAUUUGGUUACUAAGUAUAGAGCCACACUCAUGGCUGCGGAUUACCCUGGGCUUAAGAUCACUGCGUACAACUACCAGCAAGAUCCAAUGGCCACGCGUCACUUCAAGAAAAACUCUGAGCCUAACUUUGAAAAUGUGAAGCUUUGUCUUAUUGAUACGUUGACUGUCGACGCUGAGUUUCAUGAAAUUCUGGCUGACAGAUGGCUGCGGCCCAUGAGAAACCCCAGAGCUCGGGAAAUUGUGGCCCCAAUGCUAUGUUUGCCUGAACAUGGCGGUAUGGUGAUCAGUGUUCGGGACUGGUUGGGAGGAGAAGAGCGUUUGGGCUGCCCUCUGACUCAUGAGAUGGAUCCGGCCGAGCGUUCAGAAGCCACAGAAGCCAAAAAAGAGGAAAGAAAGUCCGAAAGCAACAGUGGUUUCGGUAGCAGCCUUCUGGGCGGCGGUGCGCGUGCUUCUGCUCCUGCUCCAAAAGAGCAGAACAAGAACGAGCUGGCCGAAGUACUUCUCGACAAAGAGGCCUUGAAAAGCAAUGAGGUUGUGGUUUUGGCCAUGGGCGAGGAUGCUCGGAAGUAUGCAGCGACCAUGCCACAUGCUGUGCGAGUUGGCUCUUUCGGCUACCCGAUUCCUGAUGCGACCCUUGCAGUUGUUGACCCGGAGACCAAUUUGCUAUGCACACCCAAUGUGAUCGGUGAGAUAUGGGUUGACUCACCAUCUCUUUCUGGCGGUUUCUGGGCAUUGCCCAAGCAUACGGAAGCAAUCUUCCACGCACGGCCUUAUAAAUUCGAAGAGGGUAAUCCUACCCCUGUGCUGGUGGAACCAGAGUUUCUACGGACUGGUCUUCUUGGCUGUGUGAUAGAGGGGAAAAUCUUUGUACUAGGUCUCUACGAAGACCGCCUCCGACAGAAGGUAGAAUGGGUCGAGCAUGGGCAGGAGAUUGUUGAACAUCGCUACUUCUUCGUCCAACACAUGAUCGUCAGUAUUCUCAAGAACUUGCCCAAGAUACAUGACUGCACUGCCUUUGAUGUGUUUGUCAAUGACGAACAUCUUCCGAUCGUUGUUUUGGAGUCAUAUGCAGCGUCGACCGCGCCAACAACUUCGGGUGGUCCACCUCGGCAACUGGAUUCCGUGCUCCUCGAAUCUCUGGCGGAAAGGUGUAUGGAAGUGUUGUAUCAAGAGCACCACUUGCGAGUCUUUUGUGUGCUUCUCACGGCGCCGAACACACUUCCCCGUGUGACUAAGAACGGACGCCGGGAGAUCGGUAAUAUGCUCUGUCGCAGGGAAUUCGAUGCCGGUACUCUGCCCUGUGUGCAUGUGAAGUUCGGUAUUGAACGCUCGGUCAUGAAUCUGCCGGUUGGUGUCGACCCUGUUGGGGGAAUCUGGUCUCCCUUGGCUUCGGCGGCACGGCAAGAGAUGCUUGCCAUGCAAGAAAAGCAGUACUCGGGUGUGGAUUACCGCGAUGUCGUGAUGGAUGAUCGCACUUCCACGCCUUUGAACAACUUCGCAACGAUUGUGGACCUUCUCCAAUGGCGUGUCUCUCGCCAGGCAGAGGAGCUGGCUUACUGCUCAAUCGACGGCCGUGGAAAAGAAGGCAAAGGUAUCACCUGGAAGAAAUUCGACUUGAAAGUCGCCGCUGUAGCGAUGUAUUUGAAAAACAAGGUCAAAGUUCGACCUGGAGAUCAUCUUAUCCUGAUGUACACGCACUCAGAAGAUUAUGUCUACGCCGUGCAUGCCUGCUUCUGUCUCGGUGUCGUUGUCGUUCCCAUUGCUCCAAUCGACCAAAACCGGCUAGCAGAAGAUGCCCCUGCAUUUCUCCAUGUGAUCAAUGAUUUCAAAGUCAAAGCAAUCAUUGUCAAUAGCGACGUUGACCACGUCAUGAGACAGAAACUCGUUUCCCAGCAUAUAAAACAGUCUGCACAGGUCCUCAGGAUCGGUGUGCCUGCUAUCUACAAUACCAGCAAACCAUCGAAACAAUCUCAUGGCUGCCGAGACCUUGGCUUUACUGUCAAAGAAACUUGGUUACAAGCUGACCAGCCAGCUCUAGUUUGGACUUAUUGGACACCGGAUCAGAGGAGAAUCUCUGUGCAAAUUGGCCAUGACACCAUCUUGGGAAUGUGUAAGGUGCAGAAAGAGACAUGCCAGAUGACUAGCUCGAGACCAGUCCUAGGCAGUGUUCGCAGCACAUUAGGUCUUGGAUUUCUUCAUACGGUCUUAAUGGGCAUCUACGUUGGAGCUCCUACCUACCUUGUAUCGCCUGUUGACUUUGCGCAAAAUCCCAUGACAUUGUUCGUCGCCUUGUCUCGUUAUAAGAUUAAGGAUACAUAUGCCACUAGCCAGAUGCUGGACUACGCUAUGAGCGUCAUGCCUGCAAAGGGUUUCCAGCUUCAAGAAAUGAAGAACCUGAUGAUCUCCGCAGAGGGUCGGCCACGAACUGAUAUCUACCAAAAAGUGCGCCUUCAUUUCGCAUCCGCGAGUUUGGACCGCACCGCAAUCAACAUAGUAUACUCGCACGUGCUCAACCCUAUGGUCGUCACUCGAUCAUAUAUGUGCAUCGAACCGAUUGAACUGUGGCUUGACCUUCGUUCUCUCCGCCAAGGGCUUGUUUGUCCCGUUGAUGCAGACACAGAUCCCACGGCGCUGCUUGUCCAGGAUUCAGGGAUGGUUCCGGUAAACACACAAGUAGCUAUUGUGAAUCCGGAGACCUGUACCUUGUCACAUGUCGGCGAAUAUGGCGAGAUAUGGAUUCAAUCAGACGCCUGCGCCAAGGCGUUUUAUGGAUCCAGGAAUGAAUUCGAUGCUGAGCGAUUCAACGGCCGGAUCGUGGAUGGAGACCCUAACGUUGCCUAUGUGCGCACCGGUGAUCUGGGUUUCCUUCAUACCGUCACUCGGCCCAUCGGUCCAUCUGGUCAAUCUGUCGAGAUGCAGGUGCUCUUUGUCCUUGGCGGAAUUGGCGAAACGUUCGAGGUCAAUGGAUUAAAUCAUUUCCCCAUGGACAUCGAGAACUCUGUGGAGAAGUGUCAUCGCAACAUUGUGUCUGGAGGAUGUUGUGUCUUCCAGGCCGGUGGUUUGAUAGUGGUUGUCGUCGAGGUGACGAGGAAAGCGUAUUUGGCAUCCCUUGUCCCCGUGAUCGUGGACGCCAUCCUCGGUGAACAUCAAGUCAUAGCUGACAUAGUGGCGUUCGUGUCUCACGGAGACUUCCCUCGGUCUCGUUUGGGCGAGAAGCAGAGAGGAAAAGUGUUGGCAUCAUGGGUAACCCGCAAAUUGCGCACGAUCGCGCAAUUCAGUAUUCGUGAUAUGGAGGGAUCAAUGAGCCUCUUUGCAGAAGCUCCCCAACAUCGUUCCAGUAAAGGCUCGAAACCAGGUAGCAUCAUGGGCAACAGCCUGCGUCGGUCAACUCUCGUACCGGACGCUGAUUCCGCUACUAUUCCUCGUUCUCCAGCUCCGGUGCUUGUGGAGCAGCCGGAAGCAUCAAUGCUGCCUCCUUACCAUGACAUACAUGAAGGAGAGGGAGCUGAAAUGCCUGCGCCAACGCUUACAGACGUGCACCCGUCUCUUCCUCAGAUAGGGGAACCUGUCCCACCAAUGCGGUCUUCGAACAAUGAAAGUCACUCGACAGGCAUUGCUCACCCUGACCUUGGUUUCAAUUUCGGCGAUUUUGCCAAUGCGACGAGCUCUGCUCCCAUGGAUGAACACACCGGUGCAGGAGCUGUCAGUGAAGUUCUUCCCUACCGCGAUGUCCGUGGACAAGGCUCCAUUCCCGCCCAACAGCCGCCGAGAACCAGCAGCCUCCCAGUCGGCACCGCCCCAUCAUCCGGUCAACCCCAAUCACCGGACCAUAUUUCAGAAGACAAAAUGGGGGACUGGCCGCAGGAAGCUUUGAUGUAUCAGUCGGCACUUGGGGGUGACGACCCAUACGGUCAUAGUGCCGUCAAUCGGUCUCCGAGCGAUGCUAUGAGGAACCACCAUGACUGA